This is a messenger RNA of Terrapene triunguis (Three-toed box turtle), 619 nucleotides long. It is a transcript of the gene DNAL1, whose product is annotated as dynein axonemal light chain 1. The record is from RefSeq and is a predicted model, not a curated record. Lineage: Eukaryota; Metazoa; Chordata; Testudines; Emydidae. Gene Ontology annotation, cellular component: cytoplasm. The transcript has 8 exons. Gene Ontology annotation, molecular function: protein kinase binding. The coding region runs from base 35 to 619 and encodes 194 amino acids.
CAUAGCAACCGGAUCAGCGACAGUAGCAACCGUAAUGGCAAAAGCAACAACUAUUAAAGAAGCUCUAGCCAGAUGGGAGGAAAAAAACGGCCAGAAGGCAUCGGAGGCCAAGGAGGUGAAACUAUAUGCCCAAGUUCCUCCUGUAGAGAAGAUGGAUGCAUCUCUGUCCACACUUGUUAACUGCGAGAAGUUGUCUCUGUCUACAAACUGCAUCGAAAAAAUCGCCAACCUGAACGGCCUAAAAAACUUGCGGAUUCUUUCAUUGGGGAGAAACAACAUAAAGAAUCUGAAUGGGCUGGAGGCAGUUGGAGAUACAUUAGAGGAACUGUGGAUCUCAUACAACUUAAUUGAGAAGCUGAAGGGCAUCCAUGUCAUGAAGAAGCUGAAGAUUCUCUAUAUGUCCAAUAAUUUGGUGAAAGAUUGGGCAGAGUUUGUGAGACUGGCAGACUUGCCAUUACUGGAGGAUCUGGUGUUUGUGGGCAAUCCACUGGAAGAGAAAUACUCUGCCGAUCAGCAGAGCAGCUGGGUCGAGGAAGCAACCAAACGAGUGACCAGGCUGAAAAAACUAGAUGGUGUCCCAGUUAUUAAACAAGAAGAAGGUGAAGAAGGAGAAAACUAA